Molecule: messenger RNA, 1578 nt
Organism: Anoplopoma fimbria (sablefish)
Lineage: Eukaryota; Metazoa; Chordata; Actinopteri; Perciformes; Anoplopomatidae
Gene: stk40
Product: serine/threonine kinase 40
Exons: 11
Coding region: 224-1534 (436 amino acids)
Biological process (GO): protein phosphorylation
Molecular function (GO): protein kinase activity; ATP binding
Source: RefSeq, a predicted model, not a curated record
GCUGUGGAAAGAUGCGAUCAGCGAAGAGCGGAGGCUUUUCCUUAAUUGCUCAUUUCGGCAACAGAGGCUAAACAACCCCGACACCCGACUCCUCCGUGGUCUCUUGCCCGUUUAAGCGAGAAGCUCCGCGUACCCACCACGGCGUUUUUAACCCGGGAAAUAUCCAUGUUGUAAGCAGGAAAAACGCAGACCUUUACCCGGCGGUUUUGGCUCGAGCUCCAGUAUGUCCAAGCGGCGCUCGUCGGAGAGGGGGGCUGGAGAGACAUCAGGCAGGGCCAGCAAGCUGCAGUGUCCUGGGAUAUCCGGCAACAACGCCAAGAGAGCCGGGCCCUUCAUCCUUGGGCCUCGCCUAGGCAACUCGCCAGUGCCCAGCAUAGUGCAAUGUCUGGCCAGAAAGGACGGCACCGAUGACUUCUAUCAGCUCAAAAUCCUUACGCUGGAGGAGCGCGCGGACUCUGCAGGGGAGACUCAGGAGGAGAGGCAGGGGAAGAUGCUGCUGCACACAGAGUACUCCCUCCUUUCUCUGCUGCACAACCAGGAUGGGGUGGUCCACCACCACGGCCUCUUUCAGGAUCGAGCCUACGAAAUAGUGGAGGACAUGGAGGCCAACAAAGUGCGCAAGAUGAAGAAGCGGAUCUGCCUCGUGCUCGACUGCCUGUGUGCUCAUGACUUCAGCGACAAGACGGCGGACCUAAUAAACCUUCAGCAUUACGUUAUAAAGGAGAAAAGACUGAGCGAGCGGGAAGCCAUCAUUAUCUUCUACGAUGUGGUGCGUGUGGUGGAAGCCCUUCAUAAGAAAAACAUUGUACACAGAGACCUCAAGCUGGGAAACAUGGUGCUGAACAAACGGACUCACCGGAUCACCAUUACCAACUUCUGCCUGGGAAAGCACCUGGUGAGCGAGGACGACCUGCUGAAAGACCAGAGAGGAAGUCCGGCUUACAUCAGCCCUGAUGUAUUAAGUGGUCGGCCGUACCGCGGUAAACCCAGCGACAUGUGGGCCCUCGGCGUGGUCCUGUUCACAAUGCUGUACGGCCAGUUCCCCUUUUAUGACAGCAUACCUCAAGAGCUCUUCCGCAAGAUCAAGGCGGCUGAGUACUCCAUCCCAGAGGACGGCCGUGUGUCGGAGAACACGGUGUGCCUGAUCCGAAAGCUGCUGGUGUUAGACCCUCAGCAGAGGCUCACUGCAGGAGAGGUGCUGGAGUCUCUCAGUGGCAUUAUUGCUUCAUGGCAGUCUGUUUCAUCGUUGAGUGGCCCUCUGCAGGUGGUGCCGGAUAUUGACGAUCAGGUCAAUCACCCAGAACACAUGCAAGAGGCCAAGGUGAUAGAAGAGUCUUCACAGUACGAGUUUGAGAACUACAUGCGCCAGCAGCUGCUGUUGGCUGAAGAGAAGAACACUAUCCACGAGGCCAAGAGCUUUCUCACCAAGCGCCAGUUUGGCAGCAUCCCACCUGUACGGCGUCUGGGCCACGACGCACAGCCGGUCAGCCCGCUAGAUGCUGCCAUCCUGGCACAACGUUUCCUCCGGAAGUAGUAGUCCCCAACAUCCCAUGGCAGCCCCCACCCCACCACCAUCAC